Molecule: messenger RNA, 1391 nt
Organism: Hibiscus syriacus
Lineage: Eukaryota; Viridiplantae; Streptophyta; Magnoliopsida; Malvales; Malvaceae
Exons: 5
Coding region: 17-1165 (382 amino acids)
Source: RefSeq, a predicted model, not a curated record
GCUCUUUUUCUUUGUUAUGACCGAGGUUUUAGACGACGGAGAGUUCUGGCUUCUGCCCCAGUUUUUAACCGACGAUGACGGAGUUAAGGCUACGACCAAUACCAAGAAUCUUAAAGACAGUGAGGGUUUGUUUCCCUACGAGUUCUCUUGCGGGUUUGGGUCUUUCGGGUUUUCUUCGGAUCUAAGUUCCCCCGUUGAGUCUGUUCUUGGUUCUACCGAAACAGAGAGUGAUGGGGAAGAUUACCUUGCUGGGUUAACUCGUCAAAUGGCUUACUCCACUCUCAAAGACGAUUCCUUCCGAAUGGACCCCGCGUUUGCCUAUGAAAAUCCCAAGGGAUGGGUUUUGUCCAGUUCACCGCAAUCGACCAUGUGUUCGUUACCGAGCGGUUGUGGUUGUAAGCAAGGGUCUAGCCGUGGGAGCCCUAAUUGUCAAUCUCGGGUUUCAUCGCCGCCGGCAACAUGGGACCUGCUGUAUGCGGCGGCCGGGAAAGUAAAAAGAUUACGAAUGAACGAAGAAACAUAUGUAGGAUUCAGCAACAGAGGCCUUUUGGGUCCAUCAGCUACAAAACCUUCUACGAACCUCGAUGCUUCUGGCUUUUACCCUCGACAAUCACUUCCUCACAGUAAGCUGCGCACCACUCUUUUUCAGCAACUGAAACAAGAUCAGCUAAAGAAACAACGAAACGCGUUGGUUUGGGGAGGAUUGACGCAGCAGCAGCAGAAGCAUGUGGUCCAAAACAGAGGAAGGUAUGAUAAUAGGACAUUGGGUUUGUCCCCAUCUGCAUGGGCCCCUCUGCAGCAGCAACAACCCCAGCCACCAAACGGGUCGGGUAUGCGUGCUGUUUUCUUGGGCAAUCAAAAUGGUAAAAGAGAACGUGUUGGAACUGGUGUUUUCCUUCCUCGGCGUGUUGGAAACUCUUCUGAACUCUAUAAGAAUCCAUCUUGCUCUACUGUUCUGGUUCCAGUUAGAGUGGCUCAGGCUUUGAACUUGAAUCGCGAUGAGGUUGGAGCUCAACUCCAGCUUCACCAUCCUGGGUUUAACUCAAGUUUCACUUCUGAUGCUGCUGCAUCGAGGCCUCUAAGGGGUUGGAAUUUCGUUAGAAAUCAAAGGCAGCAGCAAGAUAUUAGCCAUGAAGUCCGGUUACCGCAGGAGUGGACUUAUUGAUUACUCAUCUUGCAUGCAGUGGUUUUACCAACUGAUCUGUUGGUUUUUCUUUUAAAGUCUUUUUGGGUAGAAAUUUGAAGGAUAGGAUAGAAAAGAGAAGAAAAAUUGAUAGUUUCCUACAAGGGAAAAUAGUAGAAUAGUGGUAUAUAGGCUUUAAGAAGGGAAAAUGUUGGUUUAUUAAGAAUAUGAAAACGAAAUGUUGGGUUCUUGGGUUAAGGUUUAGGUU